Culex pipiens pallens (northern house mosquito) is the source of this 2764-nucleotide messenger RNA. RefSeq names its product putative 1-phosphatidylinositol 3-phosphate 5-kinase. The record is from RefSeq and is a predicted model, not a curated record. Gene Ontology annotation, molecular function: 1-phosphatidylinositol-3-phosphate 5-kinase activity; ATP binding. Gene Ontology annotation, biological process: phosphatidylinositol phosphate biosynthetic process. The transcript has 3 exons. Lineage: Eukaryota; Metazoa; Arthropoda; Insecta; Diptera; Culicidae. Gene Ontology annotation, cellular component: endosome membrane. The annotation marks the transcript as partial.
UCUUUGAACGGAAAAUCAGGACUCUUGGCCUCGGAUGAUUUGUCAGGUAAAAUUGAUAUAAGUAUUAUUUUUACAGGCGAUUUAAAAGUUUGUACCUACUGCUCAAAGGUCAUUCUCACAUAUUUGAAAUCGAUAAAUACCACUACUGAUAUUAAGUCAGAUUUUAGAGCAUUACAGGAGGAUCUUUCCAAUAAAUUGUCGGUUAUACCUCAGAACACAAACGACUCUUCUAUAGGAAAUUUACAUCGUCGAAAAGUAUCCGUUGGUUACCAGGAAGAACGUUUCGUAUCAAGCCAUCCUCGAACUAUUUCUACCGGGGAUAGAAAGUCAAUGUUGCAACAAUCUAGCUCUUUGCGUUCAAUAUAUGAGGAAAUGAUAACAGUUCUGCCCCGACAAAAUCAUGGAUUUGAAAUUUUGGCUUACCUUUUUAGUUCUCAGAAAUCCUCAAAUACUCGUCAAGCUGUAGCAAUCUUGAACGCAAUGAUAGAAGCAAAUUUUAUCAUUCCUCCAGCUCCAAUAGAAUCUUUAUCACCGCAAGUUGAUGACAGUAACAUUGCUGACGACUUCGACGAAAACACUGUCUAUACAUUCGUAGAACUGGAAGAAAUGUAUGACAUGAUACACGAUUCGCAUUCUGUGUCCCUGAGACGCUCAGAACCCCAUAAAAACUCGUUCGACAUUUUACCUCCAAGUUCACCAGACACCGGCUACCUUACAUCUAAUCACCGAAUAGAAAUAGAAGAUCCUCUGUUGUCUUCUUCGGGAGCAAAGGCGUUACUGCAAGCAUUUUGCGAACACGAAGAAAUCAUGCUUCAUCAGCUCCUUUCCAAAGAAAACCUGGAUCCAUCGUGGGCUAAAAUUCUGAUUCCCAUAGCGGCUCGAGUAGCUAACACAGUGAGGCCUAAAAUUUGUAGCUCGGUAGAUAGCAUAGACAUUCGUAACCAUGUGUUUUUAAAAAAGAUCCCCGGAGGUCAGCGUCAAGAGUGUAAAUCCCUAGGAGGGGUUGUUUUUACUAAAAAUGUUGUCCACAGACAAAUGAUGUCAUAUAUUGAGAAACCAAAAAUUCUGUUGUUACAGUGUGGCAUAGCGUAUCAAAGAGUCGAAGGAAAAUUUGUAAGUUUCGAUACUUUGAUGUUGCAAGAACGAGACUAUCUAAAGAACAAAGUAACAAAGAUCCUUAGCCUUGGUCCUAACAUCGUUUUGGUUCACAAGAAUGUUGCUGGUAUUGCACAGGAUAUGCUGCGAGGCAAUGGAAUUACACUUGUAUUAGAUGUCAAACUUUGUGUAAUGGAAAGAAUAUCUCGCUGUUUAGAAUGCGAUAUUUUGACUAGCAUUGAUUCAAAUGUAGGUCAGCCAAAACUUGGAACCUGUGACAAGUUUCAUAUUAAAACAUUCUAUGAUGAACAAGGAUCUUCCAAAACAAUGCUGUGCUUUGUGAAAUCAUACAGUCCUCGUGGAUGUUGUGUCUUGCUCCGUGGAGGUGCUAAGAGCGAAUUAAUAAAAAUCAAGAAAGUUAUGUCUUCACUCCUGUAUGCCCGAUUCAAUUGGCGAUUAGAAUUGUCAUACCUAUAUGACGCAUGCGCUCAACCACCAUCGCCGCGAUCGUGUAUUUUUGAAGGCGAAGAAUUUAGCCCUCUAGAGGAAACAAAUGACUCAUUAAUAACUCAGCUCAACGCUACUUUAUACAAACAUAUCGAUAAACAAAAGAUAAAGGUAAUGAGUAUGGAGAAUGUCGACAUAUUUUCAGAUCCACUGCGAGCUGCAAUCUCUGAAUUAUCAGAUCAAGAAAAUGAACACCAAUUUGUAGUUGAGAAUCCAUUCGAUGAUCGAUUUCGAAAUGCGCUAACUAGUACAGUUUUAUCAAUAAGUCCUUUCAUGAAUUUUCCCCCACCGUAUCUUGAGACAGACAAAGGAAGGAAAUGUGAAUUACGUCGUUAUUUUCCAGAAGAGCUGUAUUAUUCUAAACAAUGGUGUAAUCCAACAUACGAACAAAAUAUAGUUGAAAUAUUUAACACUCGUGCCCAACAUGAUGUUGAAAUAUCUUCACUACACAAAUUUACGUCAUACCGAAUAAUAUCAACAUUAGAACACAAGGACGUUCAAAUUAUGCUAGCAAGUUAUCGUGCAAUGGGUGGACGUUAUCCUAAACAUGCUGAUAGUAAGUAUAUAUGUUUUUUUAUUAUGUCCGGAUAUAUGUCCCAAACUCGAAAAGACCAGCCAGGGCAAAUCUAAAAAAUAAUGGUUAAUCUAACCAAAUGAAAAUCAAGCAAAACAAUGUCUCCACACCUCGUGCCUAAUCAUCAAAACUUUGCCAAAUUGUAGCAUGGUUUCGGUGAUCAGCAUGUUGGACAUGUUCGGUGGGUGAUCAAGAAGGCGUGCUUUUAAAAAAUAAUAUAACAUGGUGCAAAUUUAAAUCAUUAAAUUUGUCCAUUUUUCGAACCUCACCCCAGUUCUGACCAGUGGUGUCACGGUUCGCUUAUGAGCGUAUCAUAACCACUCAAUCGACGAACCUAUCGGGUGAGCGCUUAUCGAACGCUCAGAGCGGCGGGUUUGAACGGUUCGCGAACCAAAAUUUCGAUCAUCAUUUCUCUGCUCGCUUGCCGCUCCGCUCUGAACGGAGUAAAGAGAGCGUUCAGCGAACGGUUCGCCAACGGAGAAUGUAGGCACUGAUAGAAAAACUUAUUUGUUUUUAUUCUUCACUCCCACAAAAUCGUUCAAAUUUGUUAACGAUAAAGUUAUCAAGGGAUCAUAAUCCAUAAACUAC